GGGGUGGGUCUCCCGGGAGCUGCGGAGACAGCCUGCGCAGCGAACGUGGGGCGUGUGCGCCGGCUCAGUGGGCCCCCAGGAGGGAGCGACCUAGCGGGCGGUCGAGAAGAGCGCUGAGCGGUCACGGGCUGUGGGCACGAUGAGACCCGGAGAGGAGAGGCCGGUGGAGGGGGGCGCCUGCGCCGCCGUCUUCGAGGUGGAGCUGCUGAAGCUGCGCGCGGCGGAGUGCAUCGACGAGGCGGCCGAGCGCCUGGGGGCCCUGAGCCGCGAGAUCUGGAGCGAGCCCGAGCUGGCCUACGAGGAGCACCAUGCCCACGGCGUGCUGACGCGCUUCUUCGAGAGCGAGCGCCCGGCCGCCUCGUGGUUGGUGCAGCCGCACUACCAGCUGGUCACGGCCUUCCGUGCCGAGUGGGGGCCGCCGGGGGGCUGGGCGGCGGCGCGCCCGCUGCACCUGGGCUUCCUCUGCGAGUACGACGCGCUGCCAGGCAUCGGGCACGCCUGCGGCCACAACCUGAUCGCCGAGGUCGGGGCGGCGGCCGCGCUGGGCGUCAAGGGGGCCCUGGAGAGCCUCCCCAGGCUGCCUCUGCCGGUGAAGGUAAUUGUUCUGGGAACCCCUGCAGAAGAAGAUGGUGGUGGCAAAAUUGAUUUAAUCGAAGCAGGGGCUUUUGAAAAUCUUGAUGUUGUUUUUAUGGCCCAUCCAUCUCAAGAGAAUGCUGCUUAUCUACCUGAUAUGGCUGAACAUGAUAUGAUUGUGAAGUACUAUGGAAAAGCAUCUCAUGCUGCUGCUUAUCCCUGGGAAGGACUAAAUGCAUUAGAUGCUGCUGUCCUCGCCUACAACAAUCUGUCUGCGUUAAGACAACAAAUGAAACCGACCUGGAGAGUUCAUGGUAUAAUAAAAAAUGGUGGUGUAAUACCCAAUAUCAUUCCCUCUUAUUCUGAACUAAUCUAUUACUUCCGUGCACCCUCAAUGAAAGAACUUCCAGUUUUGACCAAAAAGGCAGAAGAUUGCUUCAGAGCUGCAGCUUUGGCUACUGGGUGCACAGUAGAAAUUAAAGGUGGAGCACAUGAUUAUUACAAUGUUCUUCCCAAUAAGAGCCUGUGGAAAGCUUACAUUGAAAAUGGAAAAAAGCUGGGAAUAGACUUCAUUUCAGAAGAUGCAAUGUUGAAUGUCCCUUCAGGAUCUACUGAUUUUGGAAAUGUUACUUUUGUGGUUCCUGGGAUUCAUCCAUAUUUUUACAUUGGAUCUAAUGCCUUGAAUCAUACAGAACAAUAUACUGAAGCUGCAGGAUCACAAGAAGCUCAGUUCUACACUUUGCGAACGGCCAAAGCUCUGGCAAUGACUGCAUUGGAUGUUAUUUUUAAACCAGAGCUGCUAGAAAGAAUCAGAGAGGACUUUAAAUUGAAACUUCAAGAAGAAGAGUUUUUAAAUACAGUAGAAUAAAAGGAAGAUUUAGGAGCCACUCACGGAUCAUGAAGAAGAAGUGAUGAUUUUCUUCUUUAAUCUUUUUUAAUGAGGGAGCAGGGCAUGGCUUGUUUUUCAUUCUUAAGGGAGUCAAAUUCCUCUUACCUGAAAAGUGAGGACAUGAUGUGGAGAAAACACAUUGCCUCAUAUCUAGAGUGAAAAUUUCACAACUCUGUAUGUGAUGGAAUUGUGACAUUUCAGGGCUGGUAUGUAAUGGCAUUUCAUAAACAACCUGGAUGACACAUGGUUUAUCAGUGAUAACAUUUUAUAAAUCCGUAUGUUGUGUGAGUGUAUUUGAAAGAUCCAAGAGAUUUCAAGCCUUAUAUCCAGAAUUGCCACAUGAAAGAUUUUUUUUUUGAUAUAGGGUGGUAACAUUGUUCUAUAAAGUUGUUUUAAAAUUCAAGUUCUAAAUUUAGGGAAGGUUCAUCUGGAAUAUCUGACUAUAUCUGUUUUGGUUUAGAGAAUUUCUUCAUUGACAAUAAAAGUACGCUUUUUAUCAGAAAUGCUAUGGGGAAACAACUAGCAACUCAGGUACAAAGAAUAAGCUUUAGUUUUACCAUUUGAAGGAAAAUGAAAAUGUUCUUUUUUAUAUAUAAUUUACUCUGAGAGGUGGCAUUAAAGUGCUAUUCCUUAUUCCAUAUUUCAGUAAUAGAAAAAAUGGUAAAUGGAUAGGAUUAGACUCUUCCUGUAAGGUGUUUGCUUGGUAGCCCCAUGUGUUCCAGAGAAAUUUAAUUAGAGGAGUGAUGUCUGCUUA
Balaenoptera musculus (blue whale) is the source of this 2216-nucleotide messenger RNA. It is a transcript of the gene PM20D2, whose product is annotated as peptidase M20 domain containing 2. The coding region runs from base 140 to 1441 and encodes 433 amino acids. Lineage: Eukaryota; Metazoa; Chordata; Mammalia; Artiodactyla; Balaenopteridae. Gene Ontology annotation, molecular function: dipeptidase activity. The record is from RefSeq and is a predicted model, not a curated record. The transcript is spliced from 7 exons.